Messenger RNA from Schizophyllum commune H4-8, 1063 nucleotides. RefSeq names its product Mov34-domain-containing protein. Gene Ontology annotation, biological process: translational initiation. NCBI's taxonomy places the organism in Eukaryota, Fungi, Basidiomycota, Agaricomycetes, Agaricales, Schizophyllaceae. Gene Ontology annotation, cellular component: eukaryotic translation initiation factor 3 complex, eIF3m. The record is from RefSeq and is a predicted model, not a curated record. The transcript has 7 exons. The coding region runs from base 59 to 955 and encodes 298 amino acids. Gene Ontology annotation, molecular function: metallopeptidase activity; translation initiation factor activity; translation initiation factor binding.
CGACCAGCCUUGUACCCAAGUCUUUGUUCUCCUUCCCCACGCAAAAUCAGGUCGAACAAUGUCGUUGGGACCCCCGACGUCGGCAAUUACGCUCCAGCCAGCAGCGCAUGGCAGCGCCCCACAAGCCAUUUCGCGCGCGCCAACGAAAGUGACGAUCCACCCCGUCGCCCUCUUUUCCAUCCUUGACCACUACCUGCGUCGAAAUGAUACGCAAGAGCGCGUUAUUGGUACCCUUCUUGGGACGCGUAACGAGACCGAGAUCGAAGUCCGGUCUUCGUUCGCGGUACUGCACAGCGAAACAGACGAGCAGGUCGCCGUCGACAUGGAGUACCACCGCGCCGUAUACGAUCUGCACCACAAGGUCAACCCGAAGGAGGUCAUUGUCGGAUGGUACUCCACGGGCUCGAACCUGAAUACCUACUCCGCUCUCAUCCAAAACUUCUACAUGCAAGAGACUGUACCGCAUCAGGCGAUACAUGUCGCGCUCAACACUGGCGUCGAACCCGGCCAGGAAGCGGGUGUCAAGGCGUUCGUCAGCUCCCCCGUCGGUGUCAACCCUCGUCCAGAGAACUGCGUUUUCGCACCUAUACCCGUUGAACUGCGCUUCCAGGAUGCGGAAAGAAGCGGACUUGAUCUCCUCUCGAAAACCGCCGCCGAGCCGUCGUCGACCUCACCACAGCCGCUCACCGACCUUCAGGUCUUGGAGGAGACUCUGACUCAGGUCAUGACCAUGCUCGACCGCGUUCUCGCCUACGUGCGCGCGGUGCUCGCGGGCGAGCGCCAGGGCGACCCAGCAGUCGGUCGGUACCUCAUGGACACCCUCGGCGCGAGCACGGAAGACCUCGAAAAGGGCGGUUUCCAGGCCAGCCUCCAGGACACCCUCAUGCUCACCUACCUCGCCAACCUCGUCCGCUCGCAAGCGGAGGUCUCCGCGCGGUUGGCUUUGGCACCAUAGUGAAGUUGUUGUAUACCUAGUCGAUGUAUCACUAGCGGGAAUGCAAUCCCACACACGGGAAGUGGCCAGAGCUUUGCUCUGGGCCGGCACGCAUCUGCAGCGAUUUGU